AUGACUCCUGCCAGUACCAGCUCAGGAGGAGGAUCAACGUCGACAGAGGGCCCCGCGCCGUCCAUCGGUAUCUCCGGGAGGGCGUAUUCGCUGCUAAACUCCCUUGCACCCUUCUCAACGCUACAUUUUCCAACAUUAGAGGAUACCCAUCCUGGUGACAUACCCUCACCUCCCGGUUCGGCGACUAUUCGCCCAGCACAUAGACGUUUUUGGUCCCAAGGCCCCUCAUCAUUGCCAGGCCGUAUUUAUCCACACCUUACGACGAGCCACGUCAUGAACCAAAUCAACGCAUCUCAUGUUUUGAGCACUCGGGGAGCAGGACACGAAACGGAGACACGAGGAAAGCAGAAGGCUCGCGCGGACGACGGUGACCGCGGAGUCCUGAGUACGAAACAUGUAGAACAGGCUCUCCGGCUAGCAAAUCAGGCACUGGAGGAAGAUGCAGCUACAGAGAGGGAAUCGGAAAGAGAGUUCGUCGCUGAUCUGUACUUUUCGUCUCUGGAUUACUUCCUCGGCGCAUGCAAACCCUCAUUAUUUACUUCUCUCCCUGGACCAAAGCGCAAGGAGCUGGUUGCAAAGGCGUCCGUGUUGUUACAUUCCUUGGAAGACCAUACUUCAUCAGAUGACUCCGAGUCGACGCCAUCCCCGGACGAAAUUCGUCAACCAUCAUCUUCUGGCACUCCUCCGGGUGGACUGAAUGACCUCCGGACGUAUGUUAUGAACUCGCUUCCCGCCAUCGUCCAAGGCCGGCGUCCAGUGACACCGCCCGAACAUGUCAACCACAGCCAAAUCGCCGGGGAAACACCGAGUGCAGACCAGGUUGUGCUCCAUGCGCUGUGUACUUGUGGACGAUCGGUUUGGAUACCGGUCCCUGAUGAAUUAAGGUCCGUUAAGGAGGUCGACGGGCAUCCCAAGACGUGGUCUGAGCUAUGGAUUGCGUUCCUCGUCUGGGCUGCCAUAGCUCUCAAGCAGUCGCCGAUACCCACUCUCAUUGGAACCGCGUUCACCGCCCUGUUGUCCUUCCUGGUCUAUCUGAAUGGCCGCUUUCAACUUGGAGUGUGCUUAUUCUUAGCGUUCAAUUGGGUCCUCGAGCGCGCCGUGGAGACGGACAGACGAUACCAGGUCCAUCAACGCCUCGCCGAGCUUGUCAGCGUGCUUUUUGAGGGCAUGGCCAGAGCCAGUGUCGCAUUUGCAGACGCUCGUCGAUCCGAAGACCGAGAUCAAGAAUGGCAGCCACCGGAGUCGACGUUAGUCCACUCGCAACGCUCACCCCCUCCCAAGACCUCGACUUCAGUCCCCAUAUCUGGACGGGGCAUAUCUUCUGCCUCGUCUUCGUCGCCACCUCGGGCUACUCCAGCGCCAAUUGCGAUGACAUCGACAACCUCCCUCCCCUUUACGCUGCCCGUUGUCCCGCUGUUCGGGCUAUCAGGCAUUGUUCGCCGCUCAAUACCGCGACGCGGGACUUCACCUCCCACACAACGUAUGUCGGAGCAACCUCCGCCCUACGAUGUUCGAGAUAUACGAUAA
Punctularia strigosozonata HHB-11173 SS5 is the source of this 1527-nucleotide messenger RNA. RefSeq lists its product as uncharacterized. The record is from RefSeq and is a predicted model, not a curated record. The transcript has 3 exons. Bases 1 to 1527 code for a protein of 508 amino acids. Lineage: Eukaryota; Fungi; Basidiomycota; Agaricomycetes; Corticiales; Punctulariaceae.